GUAGCACAGUUUACUCAAUAAAGGACACAACCACAACACCAACAACAGCAGAAUCAACAGAAUACACUUCAACUGUAAAUCCAACUACAACAACCCUGCAAUCAGUGACUAUUGAGGAAAGAACCACAGCUACAACUGAACCAUUAACCAUGACCCAGACAACAGCACUGACCAGUAGCACAAUGUACUUAACACAGGACACAACUGCAACACCAACAACAGCAGAAUCAACCGAAUACGCUUCAACUGUAAAUCCAACUACAAAAACCCUGGAAUCAGUAACUAUUGAGGAAAGAACCACAGCUACAACUGAACCAUUAACCACGACCCAGACAACAGAACUGACCAGUAGCACAAUGUCCUCAACACAGGACACAACCGCAACACCAACAACAGCAGAAUCAACCGAAUCUGCUUCAACUGUAAAUCCAACUACACCAACUCUGGCAUCAGUGACUACUGAGGAAAGAACCACAGCUACAACUGAACCAUUAACCAUGACCCAGACAACAGCACUGACCAGUAGCACAAUGUACUUAACACAGGACAUAACCGCAACACCAACAACAGCAGAAUCAACCAUAUACGCUUCAACUGUAAAUCCAACUACAACAACUCUGGCAUCAGGGACUACUGAGGAAACAACCACAGCUACAACUGAACCAUUAAUCACAACCCAGAAAACAGAACUGACCAGUAGCACAGUGUACUUAACACAGGACACAACCACAACACCAACAACAGCAGAAUCACCCGAAUACACUUCAAUCGUAAAUCCAACUACAACAACCCUGGAAUCAGUGACUAUUGAGGAAAGAACCACAGCUACAACUGAACCAUUAACCACGACCCAGAAAACAGAACUGACCCGUAGCACAAUGUACUCAACACAGGACACAACCGCAACACCAACAACAGUAGAAUCAACCGAAUAUGCUUCAACUGUAAAUCCAACUACAACAACUCUGGCAUCAGUGACUACUGAGGAAACAACCACAGCUACAACUGAACCAUUAACCACGACCCAGACAACAGAACUGACCAGUAGCACAGUUUACUCAAUAAAGGACACAACCACAACACCAACAACAGCAGAAUCAACAGAAUACACUUCAACUGUAAAUCCACCUACAACAACCCUGCAAUCAGUGACUAUUGAGGAAACAACCACAGUUACAACUGAACCAAUAACCACGACCCAGACAAAAGCACUGACCAGUAGCACAAUGUACUUAACACAGGACACAACCGCAACACCAACAACAGCAGAAUCAACCGAAUACACUUCAACUGUAAAUCCAACUACAACAACUCUGGCAUCAGUGACUACUGAGGAAACAACCACAGCUACAACUAAACCAUUAAUCACAACCCAGACAAAAGCACUGACCAGUAGCACAAUGUACUCAACACAGGACACAACCGCAACACCAACAACAGCAGAAUCAACCGAAUACACUUCAACUGUAAAUCCAACUACAACAACUCUGGCAUCAGUGACUACUGAGGAAACAACCACAGCUACAACUAAACCAUUAAUCACAAGCCAGAAAACAGAACUGACCAGUAGCACAGUGUACUUAACACAGGACACAACCACAACACCAACAACAGCAGAAUCAACAGAAUACACUUUAACGGUAAAUCCAACUACAACAACUCUGGAAUCAGUGACUAUUGAGGAAAGAACCACAGCUACAACUGAACCAUUAACCAUGACCCAGACAACAGAACUGACCAGACACAACCACAACACCAACAACAGCAGAAUCACCGAAUACACUUCAACUGUAAAUCCAACUACAACAACCUUGGAAUCAUUGACUAUUGAGGAAAGAACCACAGCUACAACUGAACCAUUAACCAUGACCCAGACAACAGAACUGACCCGUAGCACAAUGUACUCAACACAGGACACAACCGCAACACCAACAACAGCAGAAUCAACCGAAUAUGCUUCAACUGAAAAUCCAACUACAACAACUCUGGCAUUAGUGACUAUUGAGGAAACAACCACAGCUACAACUGAACCAUUAAUCACAACCCAGAAAACAGAACUGACCAGUAGCACAGUGUACUCAAUAAAGGACACAACCACAACACCAACAACAGCAGAAUCAACAGAAUACACUUCAACUGUAAAUCCACCUACAACAACCCUGCAAUCAGUGACUAUUGAGGAAACAACCACAGCUACAACUGAACCAUUAACCACGAUCCAGACAAAAGCACUGACCAGUAGCACAAUGUACUUAACUCAGGACACAACCGCAACACCAACAACAGCAGAAUCAACCGAAUACACUUCAACUGUAAAUCCAACUAUAACAACUCUGGCAUCAGUGACUACUGAGGAAACAACCACAGCUACAACUAAACCAUUAAUCACAACCCAGAAAACAGAACUGACCAGUAGCACAGUGUACUUAACACAGGACACAACCACAACACCAACAACAGCAGAAUCACCCGAAUACACUUCAACUGUAAAUCCAACUACAACAACCUUGGAAUCAUUGACUAUUGAGGAAAGAACCACAGCUACAACUGAACCAUUAACCAUGACCCAGACAACAGAACUGACCAGUAGCACAAUGUCCUCAACACAGGACACAACCGCAACACCAACAACAGCAGAAUCAACCGAAUAUGCUUCAACUGUAAAUCCACCUACAACAACUCUGGCAUUAGUGACUAUUGAGGAAACAACCACAGCUACAACUGAACCAUUAAUCACAACCCAGAAAACAGAACUGACCAGUAGCACAGUGUACUUAACACAGGACACAACCACAACACCAACAACAGCAGAAUCACCCGAAUACACUUCAACCGUAAAUCCAACUACAACAACUCUGGCAUCAGUGACUACUGAGGAAACAUCCACAGCUACAACUGAACCAUUAACCACGACCCAGACAACAGAACUGACCCGUAGCACAAUGUACUCAACACAGGACACAACCGCAACACCAACAACAGCAGAAUCAACCGAAUAUGCUUCAACUGAAAAUCCAACUACAACAACUCUGGCAUCAGUGACUACUGAGGAAACAACCACAGCUACAACUGAAACAUUAACCACAACCCAGACAACAGAACUAACCAGUAGCACAGUGUACUUAACUCAGGACACAACCGCAACACCAACAACAGCAGAAUCAACCGAAUACACUUCAACUGUAAAUCCAACUAUAACAACUCUGGCAUCAGUGACUACUGAGGAAACAACCACAGCUACAACUAAACCAUUAAUCACAACCCAGAAAACAGAACUGACCAGUAGCACAGUGUACUUAACACAGGACACAACCACAACACCAACAACAGCAGAAUCACCCGAAUACACUUCAACUGUAAAUCCAACUACAACAACCUUGGAAUCAUUGACUAUCGAGGAAAGAACCACAGCUACAACUGAACCAUUAACCAUGACCCAGACAACAGAACUGACCAGUAGCACAAUGUCCUCAACACAGGACACAACCGCAACACCAACAACAGCAGAAUCAACCGAAUAUGCUUCAACUGUAAAUCCAACUACACCAACUCUGGCAUCAGUGACAACUGAGGAAAGAACCACAGCUACAACUGAACCAUUAACCACGACCCAGACAACAGCACUGACCAGUAGCACAAUUUACUCAACACAGGACACAACCACAACACCAACAACAGCAGAAUCAACCGAAUACGCUUCAACUGUAAAUCCACCUACAACAACUCUGGCAUUAGUGACUACUGAGGAAACAACCACAGCUACAACUGAACCAUUAAUCACAACCCAGAAAACAGAACUGACCAGUAGCACAGUGUACUUAACACAGGACACAACUACAACACCAACAACAGCAGAAUCACCCGAAUACACUUCAACGGUAAAUCCAACUACAACAACCUUGGAAUCAGUGACUAUUGAGGAGAGAACCACAGCUACAACUGAACCAUUAACCACGACCCAGACAACAGAACUGACCAGUAGCACAAUGUCCUCAACACAGGACACAACCGCAACACCAACAACAGCAGAAUCAACCGAAUUCGCUUCAACUGUAAAUCCAACUACAACAACUCUGGCAUCAGUGACUCCUGAGGAAACAACCACAGCUACAACUGAAACAUUAGCCACAACCCAGACAACAGAACUGACCAGUAGCACAGUGUACUCAAUAAAGGACACAACCACAACACCAACAACAGCAGAAUCAACCAAAUACGCUUUAACUGUAAAUCCAACUACAACAACCCUGGAAUCAGUGAGUAUCGAGGACAGAACCACAACUACAACUGAACCAUUAACCACAACCCAGGCAACAGAAUUGACCAGUAGCACAAUUUACUCAACACAGGACACAACCACAACACCAACAACAGCAGAAUCAACCGAAUACACUUCAACUGUAAAUCCAACUACAACAACCCUGGAAUCAGUGAGUAUCGAGGAAAGAACCACAGCUGCAACUGAACCAUUAACCACAACCCAGGCAACAGAACUGACCAGUAGCACAAUGUACUCAACACAGGUCACAACCACAACACCAACAACAGCAGAAUCAACCAAAUACACUUCAACAGUAAAUCCAACUACAACAACUCUGGAAUCAGUGACUAUUAGGGAAAGAACCACAGCUACAACUGAACCAUUAACCACGACCCAGACAACAGAACUGACCAGUAGCACAACGUACUCAACACAGGACACAACUGAAUACACUUCAACUGUAAAUCCAACUACAACAACCCUGGAAUCAGUGAGUAUCGAGGAAAGAACCACAGCUACAACUGAACCAUUAACCACAACCCAGGCAACAGAACUGACCAGUAGCACAAUGUACUCAACACAGGAAACAACCACAACACCAACAACAGCAGAAUCAUCCGAAUACACUUCACCUGUAAAUCCAACUACAACAACCCUGGAAUCAGAGAGUACUGAGGAAACAACCACAGCUACAACUGAACCAUUAACUACACCUCAGACAAGAGAACUACCCACUAUCACAAUGUACUCAACACAGAAUACAACAACUCCAGCUCCAACAACAGCAGAAUUAACUGCAUCAUCAUCAAUUGAAGUUGCAACCACUGUAACUGUAGAAUCAAUGACUCAUGAGGAAACAACCACAGAUGCACAUCUACCAAUAACUACAACACAAAGAGCUGUGCAGACCACUAGUACAGCAUUAGCAACACAAAACCACAGCAUCAAAAACACAACCACAGCAUCAAAAACAAAUGAAUCAACUCCAACAACCAUUAAAUCAAUAACUACAGAGGAAAAAAACACAGAUACAACCAUACAUUUAACUACAAAACAAACUGAAGACAAGACCACUAGCACAGUUUACACAACACAAGACACAACAACCACUGGUCCAAAAACAGCAGAUUCAAAAGAAUAUACAUCAACUGUAUUUCCAACUAUUUCGAAUGUAGAAUCAAUGACUACUAAGGAAAAGACAACAGCUAACACAUUAAUUACAACCGUACCAUCAACUCUAACAUCAAAUGUAGUGACAUCAUACACUGUAUCCAAUACACAUUCUACAACAUCUGCAUCUGAGACAUCUGCAUCUAUGACUCUAUCGCCAACCACAGAUACAAUAAAACAGAUUUCAACAUCAACAAUACCUUAUGCAGCGAACCCCCCAGCAAAAUCUGGUUUAGCUGUGGUUCAGACCAGGAUGCUCUUCAGCAGUUCCUCUCCUGUUCCCACUGAGAGUUUGGUCAGCAACACAAUCCAGACUCUUCUGAGUGCACAUCUCCAAAACCUCACUGAUGCUGUAACAGUGCUGAACUUCACCUAUGAGAAACUUUCAGACACAUCCUAUGUGGUCACCUUCACAUUGAACAUCAGUAACAUCAGCAUACCAGAGAACCCUGACCUCAGGAACAACACCUACAACACGGUGCAGAGCAUCGUCAAUAACGCUUUAAACACUCUUCUAAAUGAACCUGAUUCAAAAGCAUUUGAACCACAGAGCUCUUUCUUCAUGAGUUUAGGAAACCAGUUAAAAGGUAGCAUGGAUUACAGCUUCCAAGACGGAGACAUUGUAACACCAGCAGCUUUCCUCAGUGGGCUCAUGACACAGAAUGUCUUGACUACAACGGCUUCUCCAUCAACUACAGGAACUGUCGCUUUGUCAUCGACAGCAACUCUGUCAGUAGUAUCUGGUUCAGCUGUGGUUCAGACCAGGAUGGUCUUCAGCAGUUCCUCUCCUGUUCCCACUGAGAGUUUGGUCCGCAACACAAUCCAGACGCUUCUAAGUGCACGUCUCCAAAACCUCACUGAUCCUGUAACAGUGCUGAACUUCACCUAUGAGAAACUUUCAGACACAUCCUAUGUGGUCACCUUCACAUUGAACAUCGGUAACAUCAGCAUACCAGAGAACCCUGACCUCAGGAACAACACCUACAACACGGUGCAGAGCAUCGUCAAUAACGCUUUAAACACUCUUCUAAAUGAACCUGAUUCAAAAGCAUUUGAACCACAGAGCUCUUUCUUCAUGAGUUUAGGAAACCAGUUAAAAGGUAGCAUGGAUUACAGCUUCCAAGACGGAGACAUUGUAACACCAGCAGCUUUCCUCAGUGGGCUCAUGACACAGAAUGUCUUGACUACAACGGCUUCUCCAUCAACUACAGGAACUGUCGCUUUGUCAUCGACAGCAACUCUGUCAGUAGUAUCUGGUUCAGCUGUGGUUCAGACCAGGAUGGUCUUCAGCAGUUCCUCUCCUGUUCCCACUGAGAGUUUGGUCCGCAACACAAUCCAGACGCUUCUAAGUGCACGUCUCCAAAACCUCACUGAUCCUGUAACAGUGCUGAACUUCACCUAUGAGAAACUUUCAGACACAUCCUAUGUGGUCACCUUCACAUUGAACAUCGGUAACAUCAGCAUACCAGAGAACCCUGACCUCAGGAACAACACCUACAACACGGUGCAGAGCAUCGUCAAUAACGCUUUAAACACUCUUCUAAAUGAACCUGAUUCAAAAGCAUUUGAACCACAGAGCUCUUUCUUCAUGAGCUCAGGAAACCAGUUAAAAGGUAGCAUGGAUUACAGCUUCCAAGACGGAGACAUUGUAACACCAGCAGCUUUCCUCAGUGGGCUCAUGACACAGAAUGUCUUGACUACAACGGCUUCUCCAUCAACUACAGGAACUGUCGCUUUGUCAUCGACAGCAACUCUGUCAGUAGUAUCUGGUUCAGCUGUGGUUCAGACCAGGAUGGUCUUCAGCAGUUCCUCUCCUGUUCCCACUGAGAGUUUGGUCCGCAACACAAUCCAGACGCUUCUAAGUGCACGUCUCCAAAACCUCACUGAUCCUGUAACAGUGCUGAACUUCACCUAUGAGAAACUUUCAGACACAUCCUAUGUGGUCACCUUCACAUUGAACAUCGGUAACAUCAGCAUACCAGAGAACCCUGACCUCAGGAACAACACCUACAACACGGUGCAGAGCAUCGUCAAUAACGCUCUAAACAUUCUACUAAAUAAACCUGGUGCAGAACCUUUCAAACCCCAGAGCUUUUCCUUCAUGAGCUUAGGAAUCCAGGUUAAUGGAAGCAUGGAGUACUACUUCCAAGAUGGAGACACCAAAACACCAGCAGCUUUCCUGGAUGAGGUUACACCUAUAUUAGGAAAUGUCCUGAUAUACAUUCAACUUAUUUUUAAGAAUUUGACCAAAGUACCUAGUGAAGCUGAUGUUGUCAAAGCUGCUAAUUCUCUGCUGGACUCAAAGAUCAGAAAAGCACGAGAUCUUACAACACAAAAACUGAAUGACCCUGUGAGCAUCCAGAACAUCACUUAUGAACAAAUUAGUGAAAACUCAUACAUUAUAAAAUUUGGAUUCCAAAUCAGCAAUGUGACCAUCUCCAUAAAUAUUCAGCUCAGAAAUGAAACGUAUAUUUUAAUCCAAGACACCAUCAACACAAUGCUGAACACUAUCCUGAAUGGCAAAAGUGCUACUCCAUUUGUCUUCCCACAAGCAAACUACACGUUUAAUGGUAAAGAAAUUGUGGCUAAUUCAGAAUACAUCUUUGUGGAAGGUGUCACCCAGUUUACACCAAGUGGAUUUCUUUCUGAAAUACUCAAGAUUAGUGGUCUGUCAAUCUCCACCACUCCUGCUGCUCAAACAGAUGCCCCUAUCUAUGUAGUCCUGAGGCCCACAGUCCAAGCAAACACCACCACCACUGGUGGAAGUUCUGCUUGGAUCCUGGGUAUCAUUAUUCCCUGCAGUAUAGUCAUCAUUCUCAUACCAUGCUGGAUUCUACUCUGUUGUUUGCUGUGUGGUUGCUGCGCUGGUUUAAGGAGGCGUUACAACAGAAGACGGUCCUACAAUGUUCAAUACACAACACGAAAUGGACUUUUUUAAAGACAGUUUAAGUGUAAAAGGAUCUCUUAAAAAUAUAAUUUGUAACUAUUAGAUUUUUUUUUAUUUAAUUAUUUAAUUUAAAUUUGUUCAAAAUGUAUUUUUACUUUUAUUUUAUAAAAGUAUUUACAAAAAAGUUAAGCUAUACACAGCCAAGUCGAGUGAAUUAUUAAAAGGACAAACUAAUGUGCAGCUAUACAUGUAUUUUUAUUUAAUAAUUUAUUAAACUUAUUUAUUAAGUCUGUUUUAAAUAAAGCUAAUCAAAUAACAUCUAAAAUUUGGUCUAACUGUUUUAUAUG
Molecule: messenger RNA, 8665 nt
Organism: Silurus meridionalis
Lineage: Eukaryota; Metazoa; Chordata; Actinopteri; Siluriformes; Siluridae
Product: mucin-22-like
Exons: 26
Coding region: 150-8369 (2739 amino acids)
Source: RefSeq, a predicted model, not a curated record